Molecule: messenger RNA, 678 nt
Organism: Alternaria viburni
Lineage: Eukaryota; Fungi; Ascomycota; Dothideomycetes; Pleosporales; Pleosporaceae
Exons: 3
Coding region: 1-678 (225 amino acids)
Biological process (GO): butanediol biosynthetic process
Cellular component (GO): cytoplasm
Molecular function (GO): (R,R)-butanediol dehydrogenase activity
Source: RefSeq, a predicted model, not a curated record
AUGGGUUGGGGAGGUGGGUUAUCGGAUCGGGUGUGUGUAGAUGCGCAAUUCGUGUUCAAACUGCCUGAGAGGAUAACGUCAGAAAUCGGGGUUGCUUGGCAUGCUGUCGAACAGUCGGCCGCCAAAGCAGGGGACAACAUCUUGGUUAUCGGCGCCGGCCCGAUUGGUUUGGCCAUUCUCCAAUGCCUGAAAGCCUUGGAUACUGCCCAGGUGAUCGUUGCUGAAGUUGUUCAGGAUCGAAAGGACUUAGCUCUACACUUUGGAGCUACGGCGGCGAUCGAUCCGACGGACGAAGAUAUGGUCUCCAGAUGCAAGAUGCUGUGCAAUGGUCAAGGCCCUGAUGUUGCUUUUGACUGCGCCGGAGUAGCUACCAGUAUCAAGUCUGCGUGUCUAUCAGUUCGCAGCAGGGGAACGGUGGUGAAUGUUGCCCAGUGGGGUAAAGAGAUUCCCUUCAACCCGGACAAUCUGUUGGUUGGGGAAAAGAGGCUGAUUACAGCGCUGAGUUACACCAGUGAGGACUUCGAGCGAGUUAUUGACGCGCUGGAUAAAGGAACAAUCGAUGCGGAGAAGAUGAUCACGCGUACAAUCUCGAUGGAUAGAGUGGUGGAGGAUGGUAUUCUCGCACUGCUACACGAGAAGGAUAAACACAUCAAGAUACUCGUCGAUGUCAGAAAGUAG